Messenger RNA from Oncorhynchus nerka (sockeye salmon), 1185 nucleotides. RefSeq lists its product as uncharacterized. The transcript has 6 exons. Lineage: Eukaryota; Metazoa; Chordata; Actinopteri; Salmoniformes; Salmonidae. The record is from RefSeq and is a predicted model, not a curated record. The coding region runs from base 229 to 1089 and encodes 286 amino acids. Gene Ontology annotation, molecular function: protein binding.
UGUUAUCGGAACAUCCUUAUGGCUUUAGUAUUUUUCCACUGAGUAUGACGUGUCUCUUGUACACGUACUGCUUAACUGAGAUGUGUGUAUAUGAGUCAGGGGUCUGACUGUUGUUCUGCUGGUGUUGUUGUUCUGUCUGUCUGGGGCAUGGACUCGGGAGGAGAGUGGAGGGGUCAGAGAGAGUGACAUCACUCAACAGGGACACAGUGCAGGGAGAGAGAGGUUCAGAUGGAGAGCCAAAUGACUGACGUUUCAGAGAGAACCAACAAACAGACGACCACCUCGCCUGACAUCUGGACUGAGAUGAAGGAGCUGAGAGACAUGGUGCACAACCUGGGAACCACUGUGGUGGAGCAGAGCGAGAAGCUGAGGAACAUGGAGGUCAGAGCGACAGCCAGUGAGGCUGAGGCAAAGGAGCAGAGAAACACAGUGACCGAUCUUAGGGUGGAGCUGAUGCUCACCAAGAAUAAAGUGGAGAAAGAGAACGCAGACCUGACCGCUGGAUUGAGUGGCAGCAAGAGCCAGGUGGAGGAGCUGCAGACAAAGAAUGCAGCCCAAGCUGCUGAACUAUCAGCCAUGGGGGACAGAGUGACAGCCAGUGAGGCUGAGAAUGCAGCCCUGGAGACCAGACUGAGUGCUAGUGAGAGCCAGGUGGAGGAGCUGAAGAGAGCAACUGCAGACAGGCCAAAGGUGGCCUUCUCUGCUGGUUUGACUGAUUCAGGAACUGUUGGACCCUUUGCUGCUGAAACCACACUGGUAUACACCAAAAUCUUCUCAAACAUUGGCAAGGCCUACAACCCAGCUACAGGUGUCUUCACAGCACCAGUGAGAGGACUCUACUACAUUAGCUCCACUGCCAUGAGUGUCCAGACCUCGUUUUACUUUUAUGCAUACAUGUAUAAGAAUGGACAGAAAAUCCUGUAUAGUCAGGGAUAUAAUACUGGCGGUUAUGAGACACUGUCUAAUGGAGUCAGUCUAGAGCUGGAGGAGGGAGACGUGGUGUACAUGCGCAUCCCUGCAAGCAACCGGCUCUAUGAUAACUCAAAUAAUCACAACAUCUUCAGUGGCUUCCUGCUCUUCACAGUGUGAGAACAUCAUGGAUGCUGUAAUGGUCUCUAGUAAAAGUGUCUGUAUGUCAGGGCCUCUUGGAGCCAAAAUGACUCCCGUAUUAAUAAAUGCAUCAUU